Ornithorhynchus anatinus (platypus) is the source of this 2734-nucleotide messenger RNA. It is a transcript of the gene SCYL3, whose product is annotated as SCY1 like pseudokinase 3. The record is from RefSeq and is a predicted model, not a curated record. NCBI's taxonomy places the organism in Eukaryota, Metazoa, Chordata, Mammalia, Monotremata, Ornithorhynchidae. The coding region runs from base 170 to 2200 and encodes 676 amino acids. The transcript has 14 exons. Gene Ontology annotation, biological process: protein phosphorylation. Gene Ontology annotation, molecular function: ATP binding; protein kinase activity.
GAACCGAGUUGAGCCCAGGCCUUCCUAGGCGAUUCCAACCCAAGGGUCGCUUGGCUUCGCCCAAUGAGAAUUCGUCCGCCUGCGCCCGGGAGCCAAUCGGAGGCCCCGCCGCUUAUGACAUCCGUUCGGCUCGGAGAAGAAACUUCCCGGCAGUCCUCUUGGCCAAGGGAUGGGAUCAGAGAGCAGCGUUUUAAAGAGCUACACGCUAAAAGAGCCGCCUUUUUCCCUGCCCUCUGGACUUGCCGUUCACCCUGCCGUGCUGCAAGAUGGCAAACUCGCUUCCGUGUUCGUGUACAAGAGAGAGAAUGAAGACAAGGUUAAUAAAGCUGCCAAGCACUUGAAGACCCUGCGUCACCCCUGCCUGGUCCGAUUCCUGUCCUGCACGGUCGAGGCGGACGGCGUCCACCUGGUCACCGAGCGAGUGCGGCCGCUGGAGGCGGCCCUGGGGACCCUGUCUUCGGCGGAGGUCUGCGCCGGCAUCUAUGACGUCCUGCUGGCGCUCGUCUUCCUUCACGAGCGGGGAAACCUGACGCACAACAACGUCUGCCCGUCUUCUGUGUUUGUGAGCGAAGAUGGACACUGGAAGCUAGGGGGAAUGGAGACGGUGUGUAAGGUGUCCGAAGCCACCCCGGAGUUUCUGAAGAAGAUCGAGCCCGUGAGGGACCAAGCGGCCAUUCCUCCCGAAGAACUGGCCGCGGAGUUCGAGACGCUGCCAGAGGCCCACGGACACGCCCGUGAUGCGUAUUCAUUCGGAAGGAUGGUGGAAGGUUUGCUCGCGACCGUAAGUGACCAGGUUUCAGCCGACGUCCUCUCCGGCUUUGAGCGCACCUUGCGGUCUACUGUGCUGAGCCCCGAUCCCCAGAGUCGGCCAGCGCUCCGCACCUUGCUGUCCCAUGACUUCUUCAGAAACGACUUCUUAGAAGUGGUGAACUUCCUGAGCAGUUUGACGCUAAAGAGCGAGGAGGAGAAAACGGAGUUUUUCAAAUUCCUGCUGGACAGAGUCAGCUGCCUGUCGGAGGAACUGAUAGCUCUGCGGCUGGUCCCGCUUCUGCUUAACCAGCUGGUGUUCGCCGAGCCGGUGGCCGUCAAGAGUUUCCUUCCUCAUCUGCUGGGUCCCAAACAAGAUCCACCGGGCGAAAAGCAGAUGAGCCACUUGCUGUCGCCGGCUCUGUUCCAGGCGCGAGUGAUCCCGGUGCUGCUGAAGCUGUUCGAGGUUCACGAGGAGCACGUGCGCAUGGUGCUGCUGGCCCACAUCCAGGCCUACGCCGACUUCUUCACUCAAGACCAGCUGAAGAACCUCAUCUUGCCGCAGGUGUUGCUGGGCCUGCGAGAUACCAAUGACUCCAUCGUGGCUAUAACCCUGCACAGCCUGGCCGUGCUAGUGUCUCUCCUUGGCCCCGACGUCGUGGUGGGAGGAGAGAGGAGCAAGAUUUUCAAACGCACCGCACCGAGCUUCAGCAAGACGGCGGACUUCUCCCCGGAAGGCUCUCCCGAUCACAUCAUCCACAGUCAGCCAGCUCAGGCCUUGCCUCUUCCCGACGCCACACCCCACGGGCAGGAAGACGGCCUCCCUCGCCCGCCGACAGGUGGGCGGGUCCCUCAGCCCCCGGAGCCGUCCGUGAACGGCAUCCUGGGCGGCGGCGGGAACUUGCCAGCCAGUUCGGCGCGGCCGGGAGAAGAGUGGCCCGACUGGAGCGAGCCCGAGGAAGAGACCGACGGCAUACGGGUGUGGCCGGUGGACCGGCGGCCCUGGGACCACGGUGAGCCCGACGCCGCUCCGAGCCCCGCCCCGGCGGGAAGGGAGAAGCCAGAUCCUGCCCUGCCGCCGCCGCCCCGGGAAUCCGAGAGCCUAAAAGCGAGCCUCCCGCCGGGCUCCAGUUCCGGGGGCGGCCCGACCAGGUCUCCCAAGUUCCCUGCCGAGUCGGGCUUAGGAGAGGAGUUCACGAUCCGGGUGAAGAGGAAACCGGCGCGGGAUCCGGAGCUGGACUGGUUUGCCGACAUGAUCCCAGACAUCAAACCCUCCGCGGCUCUCCGGAUCCUGCCCGAUCCGAGCCCGGACCCGGCGGCCCCCGGCCGCGCGGACCCUCCGCCCGCGGUUCGGUUUUCCUCCAAGUUUGCCGCCGUCGAAGUCGCCGAGGCCGAGGCCGGAGGCUGGGGAGAAGAAGGGGAACUCACCUGGGAAGAUGACAGCAGCUGGUGACAGCUCGUGGAAACCAACGAGACUACAGCGACUGAGUCGUUUUCUUCCUCGAUCUGUUGAAUUACCUCAACAAGUAGGCGCUUAGCACAGGGGGCGGGAGUGGCCCAGACCUUAUUUUUCCUGUACCAGGAAGCCGUUUUUUCCCCCCAGGCUGUCCCGACAGCCGUCAGCUCUGUGCUAAAAAAGCCAUAGAUGUGGACCUGAGGUUCCCCCACUGGAUUCUGGGCGGAGAGGCCGCGCCGGAGGGCUGGAGCCGAGUGGCAGAAAAGAUUAUGCCUCAGGAAAACGAAAAUUCGAUUUGGCUGACUUACCCCGCUGUUCACUGUGCCACUUUCCUGCGUUCAAAAGAGCCCCCCCUCUUAAAAACUCCCAGAGGGGCUUGCCGACGUUCGACCCGGGAAAAGGUUUUUUAGACUGCCCGACUCCGGACUUAUUUAUUUGUUUACGCACGUGGUCCCGGGAUCAAAAGGCCCGUUCCACGCCAUCCGCCUGUCUCUAAAUACGUCCAAUAAAGAUUAUUUUCAGGAGAUGAAA